Molecule: messenger RNA, 1827 nt
Organism: Onychostruthus taczanowskii (white-rumped snowfinch)
Lineage: Eukaryota; Metazoa; Chordata; Aves; Passeriformes; Passeridae
Gene: SLC6A12
Product: solute carrier family 6 member 12
Exons: 14
Coding region: 1-1827 (608 amino acids)
Biological process (GO): sodium ion transmembrane transport
Cellular component (GO): membrane
Source: RefSeq, a predicted model, not a curated record
AUGACAAGAGCCCUAUCCAGGGAAGGAGAACCCAAUGGGGCCACCACAUCUCCUGAAGAGAUAAAAGUGGAGGAAAUGGAAGACAGAGGCCAGUGGCGGAACAAAAUGGAGUUUGUGCUGUCUGUGGCUGGAGAGAUCAUUGGCCUGGGUAACGUGUGGAGGUUCCCAUACCUCUGCUACAAGAAUGGUGGUGGAGCCUUCCUCAUCCCUUACCUCAUCUUCCUCUUCACCUGUGGGAUCCCCCUGUUCUUCCUGGAGACGGCGCUGGGGCAGUUCACGAGCCAGGGAGGGGUGACUGCCUGGAGGAAGAUCUGUCCCAUCUUUGAAGGAAUUGGAUAUGCCUCCCAAGUCAUUGUAGGAUAUCUGAAUAUCUACUACAUAAUCAUCUUGUCCUGGGCACUCUUCUACCUGUUCAGCUCCUUCACUUCAGUGCUACCGUGGGCCAGCUGCAAUAACCCCUGGAACUCAGAUCUCUGUGUGGACAUUCUGAAUAGAUCCAGCCUGGACAACAGGACCUUGCCUGCGAACGCCACCUCCUCAAUGAUUGAGUUUUGGGAGAAGCGAGUGCUGGGGCUCACGGAUGGUAUUCACAAACUGGGCACUGUGCGCUGGGAGCUGGCUCUGUGUCUCCUGCUGGCGUGGAUCAUCUGCUACUUCUGCAUCUGGAAAGGGGUCAAGUCCACAGGCAAAGUCGUUUACUUCACUGCCACCUUCCCAUAUGUGAUGCUCCUCAUCCUGCUGGUUCGAGGGGUCAUGCUGCCAGGGGCUGCUGAGGGGAUCAUUUUCUACCUGAAGCCAGACAUCUCCAGGCUGGCAGACCCACAGGUCUGGAUGGAUGCAGGCACUCAAAUCCUCUUCUCUUAUGCCAUCUGUGAGGGGUGCCUGACAGCUCUGGGCAGCUACAACAAAUACACCAAUAACUGUUACAGGGACUGCAUCCUGCUCUGCUCCCUGAACAGUGCCACCAGCUUUGUUGCUGGUUUUGCCAUUUUCUCUGUGCUGGGCUUCAUGGCUCGAGAGCAGGGAGUGCCUAUUUCAGAAGUGGCUGAAUCAGGUCCUGGCCUGGCUUUCAUAGCAUAUCCAACAGCAGUAACAAUGAUGCCUGUGUCUCAGCUCUGGUCCUGCCUCUUCUUCCUCAUGUUGAUCUUCUUGGGACUGGACAGCCAGUUUGUCUGUGUGGAAAGCAUGGUGACAGCUAUUAUUGACAUGUUCCCAGGAGUGUUUCGGAAGAGAGGGCGUCGGGAGCUGCUGAUCCUGGCCAUUGCAGUCAUAGGCUACUUGCUGGGCUUAUUGCUGGUCACUGAGGGUGGCAUGUACAUCUUCCAGCUCUUUGACUACUAUGCUGCCAGUGGCACAUGCCUGCUCUUCCUGGCUAUUUUUGAAGUCAUCUGCAUAGGAUGGGUGUAUGGUGCCAACCGUUUCUAUGACAACAUUGAGGACAUGAUUGGUUACCGGCCGUGGCCCUUGAUCAAGAUAUGCUGGCUGGUGUUCACCCCAGGUCUGUGCUUGGGUGUCUUCCUCUUUUCCCUGAUCAAGUACACACCCUUGAAAUACAACAAUUCCUACGAGUACCCACCCUGGGGCUACAUGCUAGGCUGGCUGAUGGCACUCUCCUCCAUGGUCUGUAUUCCUCUCUAUGCCAUCUUCAUCCUCCUGAAAACCAAAGGACCCCUGAAACAGCGACUGAUGCAGCUGAUUUCCCCAGCGGAGGACCUACCACAGCCAAAGAAGAAGCACGUGGCGAGGCCGUCCGAUCUGAGGUGUGAGGGAUGGUCUCCUCCAACCCAGGAGCUGCUCAGCAUCACAGAGAGAGAAACCCAUUUCUAA